CCUGUAGGCAACAAUAGUCUAAGGCUUUUAAUCAGUCUCUGUAGGAUUAUAUCGCUAUAGUGAAGAGUUUCUCCACAUCACCGCUGCAAACAGAAAGCAGCCUAUUGGCCUCUUCACACUUUAGAGCUCUAGUUCACUGAAAACUUUAUUCUGUCAACAUGAGAUCAAAAUAGAUUCAUUAGUUUAUAUAUUUAUAUUAACUCCUCUUGUCUUUGGCCAAACUGCAGAAUGCAAAAUCCCUGAAUUUUGACUCAUGUCCUUCAGUGAACCCAAACGUGCUGUGAGAUCAGCUGACUCAGCUGGUGACGUGCUGUGAGAUCAGCUGACUCAGCUGGUGACCGCUACGUCACUGCAGCAGCACCAAUCAUUCACUAGUUUCGGCCUCAGUCACGCAGUCAUAAUAUCCAGGAUUCACGCAGCUAACACAGUAACCGCAGCAGCUUCACCUCCUCUCUCAUGGAGAAGUUUGUGGUCCUGCUGGUCCUUCUGUCUCCAGCAGCUUCUGAUGUGGUACGAGUGAAACCUGGAGAUGAUGUCACUCUGCCAUGUCAGGCUGGUGAAGCCUCCAUCAUAGCUGUAGAGUGGAGCAGACCUGACCUGGAGCCAGACUACGUCCUCUUUUACAGAGAUGGACGUUCAGUUAAAACCCACCAGCAUCCAUCCUUUAAGGACCGGGUGCAGCUGGUGGACAGAGAGCUGAAGGACGGAAACGUGUCUUUAAUUCUGAAGAACGUGAACAGCAACGACGCUGGAACAUACGAGUGUCGAGUUGCAACAGGAGGUUCAAGACGUCAGAGAGCCGACAUUGAUGCUGAGCCAAUCAGAAUCAUCCAGCUGGAGGUUUCAGGGUCCAACAGCGGAGACGUCAUGGAGGGAAACUACUGUCUUUACUACGGACUGGGAGCACUGAUUUUGUUCGGGUUUGUUUAGCUGCUGCUGUUGGCUGGAAAUGGAAAAGACAUUAGAACAAGAAAUCAGGACAGCCUGCUGCUGAUGACGCAGUGAACGACCUCUGAUCUCUUUCCACCACAUGUUUCAUACAUUCAACAUGAUUUUCAGUCUUUCUGUGGGUGUGAAUAUGUAAAUCUGGCCUUUGAGGCAAAGGGACCAUGAUGAUCUGCUCAUCAACGUGAAAAAAUAAUGUUGGAGGGUUUGCGUACGCGUUGAUCCUGAGAGUUAUCUUGUCUGCAUAUCGUUGCCACUUUAUUGUUGUUGUGCCAUAAACAUAAAGUGCAAAUACCUCUACUUUGUCUGUCAGUACAGUCGGCCGACUUAAGUUCCUGCCCACCACAUCUGAACACUUCAGAGCUGCCUGUAAAACUAAACAGCUUGCCUCUGUAGCCGAAAGCUGUUGUUCUUCUUGUCGAUGUACUGUAGCACAGGCACCAACUGACAGUGGGUGGAAAUGUCAGUUGUUUCGUCUGCCUGAAUAUUUUUUACUUCCUCCAGAAUGUAAUCUUUGAUAACUGACAGCAUGCAGUCCAAAAGUUCGUUUUGCACAGUCUUUGAGGUGCCUUUAAAAAACUGUAGCUGUCGUAAGGUGCUUCUCACACACAGUCCAGCGAUCAACAAGAUCUUCUGAAAACGGCAGGGUUGUCAGAGGAUGCAGUCUUAUUGUGGCUCCACAAGGAAGAGUUAUUCUGUGGCCUUUGACAAUCAAACAUGUCUGACAAUAGAUUAGAAGAUCCAUGGUUUGUGUUUCAUAUCAGGUUCAUUUUUACAUUUAAUCUUUGAUCUGUAAUUUUUUCUUUUCUUUAAGAGGCUGAUGGUGGGUCAUAGAAAGGCUUGUGAUGUCUGCAAAUAUUUAUAUAUAUUGGAGACAAUGAUGGUUAAAUAUUUUACUUUGAAAGCUGCUUCGGUUUUUCUCUGUUUGUAAAGGUCUAUUCAUACUCAGCAGGUUCUGGUAUGAGUUGACUGUUUCCUGUAAGCCAUUUAUAUUAAAUUUUUCAUAUGUACAAAAAA
Messenger RNA from Micropterus salmoides (largemouth bass), 1962 nucleotides. Its product is annotated as programmed cell death 1 ligand 1-like. Bases 457 to 930 code for a protein of 157 amino acids. Lineage: Eukaryota; Metazoa; Chordata; Actinopteri; Centrarchiformes; Centrarchidae. The record is from RefSeq and is a predicted model, not a curated record. The transcript is spliced from 3 exons.